UCUUCCUACAGACAAAUGGAGGGGAAAAAUCUGACCAGCAUCUCAGAAUUUUUCCUCCUGGGGUUCUCUGAGCAGCUGGAGGAGCAGAAGGCCCUCUUUGGGUCCUUCCUGUUCAUGUACUUGGUCACGGUGGCCGGCAACCUCCUCAUCAUUCUAGUCAUCAUUACUGACACUCAACUCCAUACCCCCAUGUACUUCUUUCUAGCCAACCUCUCCCUUGCAGAUGCCUGCUUUGUGUCCACCACAGUCCCUAAGAUGCUGGCAAACAUACGGAUCCAGAGUCAGGCCAUCUCCUACUCAGGGUGUCUACUACAGUUGUAUUUUUUCAUGUUGUUUGUGAUGCUGGAGGCAUUCCUCUUGGCGGUCAUGGCCUAUGACCGCUACGUGGCCAUAUGCCACCCACUUCAUUACAUUCUGAUCAUGAGCCCUGGGCUCUGUGUCUUCCUCGUGUCUGCAUCCUGGAUCAUGAAUGCCCUCCACUCCCUUCUACACACACUUCUGAUGAACAGCCUGUCCUUCUGCACAAACCGUGAGAUCCCACACUUCUUCUGUGACAUCAAUCCCCUCCUGAGUCUUUCCUGCACAGAUCCCUUCACCAAUGAGCUGGUGAUCUUCAUCACUGGGGGUGUCGCAGGACUGGUAUGUGUGCUUUGCCUGAUUAUCUCUUACAUGAACGUUUUCUCGACCAUCCUGAAGAUCCCAUCAGCUCAGGGGAAGCUCGCCUUUUCCACCUGCAGCUCUCAUCUCUCCGUGGUCUCUCUCUUCUUUGGGACUUCUUUUUGUGUUUAUGUCAGUCCUCCCUCAACCCUCUCGGCCCAGAAGGACACAGUUGCAUCAGUGAUGUACACAGUGGUAACUCCAACAUUGAAUCCCUUUAUCUAUAGUUUGAGGAACCAAGAAAUAAAGUCUUCCCUGAGAAAGUUAAUCUGGGUUCGGAAAAUUCAUUCCCCUUAG
This is a messenger RNA of Pongo pygmaeus (Bornean orangutan), 954 nucleotides long. RefSeq names its product olfactory receptor family 1 subfamily G member 1 (gene OR1G1). The record is from RefSeq and is a predicted model, not a curated record. Gene Ontology annotation, molecular function: olfactory receptor activity; G protein-coupled receptor activity. Lineage: Eukaryota; Metazoa; Chordata; Mammalia; Primates; Hominidae. Gene Ontology annotation, cellular component: membrane. Gene Ontology annotation, biological process: G protein-coupled receptor signaling pathway.